UAGCUUAUGAUUACCAUAUGUAACCUUGUUAUGUUUUACAUCCGAUUUUCUUCAUUUCCCUGUCUGAAAUGUAAUCAAAUAUGAAAUAGCCAUUGAAAACGAGAGCUGCGUUGAAAUCUAAUAUAGUAUAUAUAUAGAGAGAAGAGAGCUAUCUGCACCAUCUGUUUUUAUUAUUCUCAAAUUUAUUCUAAUCAUUACCCAUUUGAUCCAUCUCCAUCCUCUGAUUUUUAAGACAUUAAGAUUUCUUUCUGAUCUUUUUCUUUCUCUCUACCUCUGUUUCCCACAUUUUCUCAAGAAUAUCCAAACGUAGAAAAAAAAAGAAGCUUGUGUUGGUUGAUUUGGCGCGAACCCUUUUGUGUUGGUUGUGGAUUCUGGUAAAAAAAAGUUUGGGAACAGAACAAUGACGACGACAAUGGAAGCGGUGAUGGAGAUAAGUAUGGUGGACGAUAUCAUAAGAAGAUUACUAGAAGGCAAAGGAGGCAAACAAGUCCAGCUCUCAGAGAUCGAGAUCCGUCAACUCUGCGUUAACGCCCGACAAAUCUUCCUCAAUCAGCCCAAUCUCCUUGACCUCCAUGCCCCCAUUCGCAUAUGCGGUGAUAUCCAUGGACAAUACCAAGACCUCCUACGUCUCUUCGAAUACGGAGGCUACCCUCCUUCAGCGCACUACCUCUUCCUAGGAGACUAUGUCGACCGAGGCAAGCAAAGCCUCGAAACGAUCUGCCUCCUUUUGGCUUACAAGAUCCGCUACCCGUCCAAGAUCUUUCUCCUGAGAGGCAACCACGAAGACGCCAAGAUCAACAGGAUCUACGGCUUCUACGACGAAUGCAAAAGGAGAUUCAACGUCAGGCUAUGGAAGAUAUUCACGGACUGCUUCAACUGUUUGCCUGUAUCUGCUCUCAUCGACGACAAGAUCUUGUGCAUGCACGGCGGGCUGUCGCCGGAUUUGGAGAAUUUGGAGCAGAUUAGGGAGAUUCAGAGGCCUACUGAGAUUCCGGACAACGGUCUUUUAUGUGACUUGCUUUGGUCUGAUCCUGAUCAGAAGAGUGAAGGUUGGUCUGAUAGCGAUAGAGGUAUUUCAUGCACGUUUGGAGCUGAUGUUGUUGCUGAGUUCUUGGAUAAGAAUGAUCUUGACCUCAUUUGCCGUGGCCAUCAAGUAGUGGAAGAUGGGUAUGAGUUUUUUGCUAAAAGGAGAUUAGUGACUAUCUUCUCUGCUCCAAACUAUGGUGGAGAGUUUGACAAUGCAGGUGCAUUAUUGAGCGUGGACCAAUCUCUUGUUUGCUCUUUUGAGAUUCUGAAACCUGCCCCAUCUUCAAGCGGUAUUCCUCUCAAGAAGGUACCUAAAAUGGGCAAGUCUUGAAAUGCAAUAAAGCUUGCUCCCUUAAGCUAGGCUCUGUGCAUAUCUUCAAGAUGUAGGUUAAACUGCAAUGGAGAAGAGAACCUCAAAGACUACUUUAUUUUAGUCAUUAAAAAAGAAUCAUCUGUAAAAAACAAAACCACAUUUUUAAACUUUCUAUAUUUAAAUUGCCUUUCAUGGUUUUGUCUCUUACUAUAUUGAGUAAAAACUGUUUGGUU
Brassica napus (rape) is the source of this 1572-nucleotide messenger RNA. RefSeq names its product serine/threonine-protein phosphatase PP1 isozyme 9-like. The coding region runs from base 401 to 1357 and encodes 318 amino acids. Gene Ontology annotation, molecular function: protein serine/threonine phosphatase activity. Lineage: Eukaryota; Viridiplantae; Streptophyta; Magnoliopsida; Brassicales; Brassicaceae. Gene Ontology annotation, cellular component: cytoplasm; nucleus. The transcript has 4 exons. The record is from RefSeq and is a predicted model, not a curated record.